Molecule: messenger RNA, 672 nt
Organism: Paralichthys olivaceus (Japanese flounder)
Lineage: Eukaryota; Metazoa; Chordata; Actinopteri; Pleuronectiformes; Paralichthyidae
Source: RefSeq, a predicted model, not a curated record
GAGUGGCACCCGAGAGAGGGAACACAGAGAGCCAGAGGAGGGGAGGAACGGGAAGAAAAUACAAGAACGGAGGCUUUUAUACAACAUAGUCAAUAUUUCACAGUUGAAAUGGCAAAUACAGCAGGAGGAGUAUUCUUUACUUUCCUCUUGUUCCUGAGUGCUACUGUGCCAUGUUUUGCUGUGCAUAACAGCGGGGAGUGCUUCUUCAACACCAAAGGGAGCUGUGAAUACAUGGGGCAGGUUUACGGGAUCGGAGAGACCUGGGUAACCGGUGACUGUUUCCAGUGUGUUUGCAUGGAGCCUUUUGGAGUCGGAUGCUGUGACCAGGGGUCUAAACCUGUGGACUAUCCAGACUGGUGUGAGAUCAUCCGUAAACCCGACUCUUGCACUAGUGUUGCAGUGAUGCGAGCCAAUCAUAAACUGCCGUGUCUGUGGGGACGAGGACGUCUCAGACCAGCUGCAGGUCGACCAUGGAAAUCUGACAAUGAUCCUAUAUUUUGAGUUGAGCAAUUAAUGCAGAAAAGCAAUAAGGCAAUGCAUGAUAAUUUUUUAGAAUUCAAUAAAUGAACCUAAUUAUUUUUCAUCUUAUUUUAUCUGCAAAUUAUUGCUUCAACAAUUACCUGUCACUAUCUUUGUGUUAUUCCAUACUUUUUAAACAUGUCUGUUUAAAUG